This is a messenger RNA of Amblyraja radiata (thorny skate), 1480 nucleotides long. Its product is annotated as nuclear factor 7, brain-like. Bases 119 to 1480 code for a protein of 453 amino acids. Gene Ontology annotation, molecular function: zinc ion binding. The record is from RefSeq and is a predicted model, not a curated record. The transcript has 9 exons. Lineage: Eukaryota; Metazoa; Chordata; Chondrichthyes; Rajiformes; Rajidae.
CCUAUUAUUCAGCACGGAAUCAAUUCCCCGCGCACUGCAACGUGCGGCGUAGUAGACAACUGCGGUUCUGUGCGGGUUGGCAGCUUCCUGAAGGGGGAAGGAAGUGGUCGGGGUUAAAAUGGCUUCGAAACACCAGAUCCAGGGUUUAACCGAAUACGCGAUUUGUCCCAUCUGCCUGGAUUUCUUCACCGAUCCGGUGACACUGGAGUGCGGGCACAACUUCUGCCGCUCCUGUGUCACACAGAGUUGGGACAGGGAGGGUAGAAACUCCUGCCCGGAAUGUAGAGAGAAGUCUACAGACCGCACCCUCAGGGUGAAUCGGGCCUUGGCGGGUCUGUCUGAGAAAGCUAGACAAUUGAGCCUGAACACGGAAAGGAAAGAACUUCAGUGCGAGAAACAUCAGGAAGAACUGAAGCUGUUUUGUGAAACCGACAAGAAACUGAUCUGCCUGAUCUGCCGAGACGCGCGGGAACACAACUCUCACCGUUUCCUGCCGAUUAAAGAAGCCGUUGAAAGCUACAAGGAGCGGAUUAAAACAUCCUUAGAGACUCUCACAAAAGAUAAAUCAGCGGGGGAGCAAAUGGAGCAGCAACAGAAACAGAAGCUUUCUGGAGUUCGGGAACAGUCACAGAACCUGUUGACCCACAUCACAUCGGUAUUUGCUGAACUGCGCCAGAUUCUCAAUGAGGAAGAGCAGCGCUUUCACAAGGAACUCCGGGAAGAAGAGGAGAGCGUUCUAAACCCAAUGGAGAAUAAUCUACAAGAGAUUCAAGAGAAGUUAAACUCUAUUCAAGAGCAACUCCUAAAGCUGCAGGAGCGGAUGAAUCAAAUGGACAGUUUGAUAUUUCUGAAGGAGGAAACUCGUCAGAAGAGGAGGGUGAGUGAUGAAGAACGGUCGUUGUCGGUAGCAGACGGUGCCUUGGCAACUGGAAAGUUCGAUCACCCAUUUUUGUUGAGCAAAUUGACCGAUGGCAUUAAGAGAGGAAAAAACGAACGGAUUAAAACAUCCUUAGAGACUCUCACAAAAGAUAAAUCAGCGGGGGAGCAAAUGGAGCAGCAACAGAAACAGAAGAUUUCUGGAGUUCGGGAACAGUCACAGAACCUGUUGACCCACAUCACAUCGGUAUUUGCUGAACUGCGCCAGAUUCUCAAUGAGGAAGAGCAGCGCUUUCACAAGGAACUCCGGGAAGAAGAGGAGAGCGUUCUAAACCCAAUGGAGAAUAAUCUACGAGAGAUUCAAGAGAAGUUAAACUCUAUUCAAGAGCAACUCCUAAAGCUGCAGGAGCGGAUGAAUCAAAUGGACAGUUUGAUAUUUCUGAAGGAGGAAACUCGUCAGAAGAGGAGGGUGAGUGAUGAAGAACGGACGCUGUCGGUAGCAGACGGUGCCUUGGCAAUUGGAAAGUUCGAUCACCCAUUUUUGUUGAGCAAAUUGACCGAUGGCAUUAAGAGAGGAAAAAACGUAUUUGUUUUAAACCGUUAG